AGAUGUCAUGUAUGGAGGAAGAUUACACAUUGUGCUGCGGAGGAGUUACAACCGGUUUUACUGGGUGGACACUGGAAGGCUUGGAUUCUGGGUAUGCAAGAACAUUAACUUUUGGAUGAUGAUAGAUAAUAUAUUUUUAAGAAUUCUGUUUCUGUGGAUCCUGAUUUUUCAUUGGAAACUACAGAAACCGUACAAAAUCGAGGCAUGGGAUUUAUUUUUAAUGGGCUGGAUUUGCCCCCGAGCCUUGAGUUUGAUACCGACAUCAUUCUGCAGUUUCUUUCCAUGAGGGUAAGCCAAUGUCCAUCAAAGUGUGAUUGACACUGCCCUCCAGUGGUAACAAAAACAGCAUACAUGACCAUUUGACAAAUUCUGGCACAGCCGCUCAGACCGCCAUCCAAAUCCAUCCGUUUGACGUCACGCUGUGGAGCUAAUCAAACUGCACUUUGAGACAAGCCACAAUCUGCCCAACAGACAAAUAACUGACAAAAUGUUAACAAACGGAAAAACAAAAGCAUCCAAACAGGAGCGACUAACGAGGAUUUGAGAGACUUCCAAGACGCGCAGAAUGUUGACUCAAGCCCGCACGUGAGUUGUUUGCUGAGAAAUUGCUCGACGACCUUUCGACCAGCUAUCGCCUAAUAAGAUAGCGCUGAUAACCUGCUGCGUGGUGAACAUUAAACCCUUGGAGACUGUAUAAAAGCGCUGUUCCAGUGAAGGCGCGCACCUUCUACCUGGUAUCAGCCGCUCUGAAGUCGAAGCCGGCGACAAGCAUCGCAUACAGAAGACUGCGCGAACACACGCGGAGAGAUGGGCUGCUGUAACAGGAGCUGCGGGCUGAUUGCCGGAAUAGUCAUCGGGGCAGCGUUGGCCCUGCUGGGGGGCAUCCUCUUCCCCGUGGGGGACAAUCUCAUCGUAGAAUCAGUCUUACAGGAAGCCGUCAUCCAGCCCGGAACGCCGACGUACGAGAACUGGUUGACACCGGGAGGAGGGGUCUUAAGACAGUUCAUAUUCUUUGACGUGCAAAACGCCAGGGAGGUGGUGGAGGAAGGUGCCACCCCUGUGGUCGUGGAGAAGGGACCUUACAGCUACUGGACCAGAUACAUACCCAAAAUGGGCAUCACCUUCAACCCCAACGACACAGUUUCCUACCUCAUUAUGAACGAAGCGGUCUUUGAACCGAUGUAUUCGGUGGGAACGGAAAACGACAUGAUCAGCAGCUUGAACUUGGCGGUGGCGGCGUCGUAUUCGAUGGUUCCAAAGCCAAUGCAUUCCAUUCUGGAGAAGAUGAUCAAGUCCAGCAACUCAUCCCUGUUCCAGCGCCGCACCGUCAGGGAGCUGCUGUGGGGCUACAGAGACCCACUGCUGAAGACCAAAAUUGGUCUUUUUGCACCCUAUAACUACACCUUUGACGGGCCCUACAAUAUCUUCACCGGCAAGGGCGACAUCACCAAAGUGGGGACUAUUGACAAGUGGCGCAGUUCCAAGACCCUGAACUUCUGGGACGAUAAGUACUGCAACAUGAUCAACGGAACAGAUGGUUCCAACUUUGCACCCUUCGUGAAUGCGUCGGAGCCCCUCUUUUUCUUCUCCUCUGACAUCUGCCGGUCGGUGUCGGCCGCCUACGAGCAGUCGUUGGAUCUGAAAGGGAUCCCGGUGUACCGCUUCGGACUCCUGCCGUCUACCAUGGCCUCGCCGGCGGACAACCCGGACAACCACUGUUACUGCCGUGAUCCCGUGAUUACCAAGAACUGCACCAUAGCCGGCGUGUUAGACAUCAGCUCCUGUCAAAGCGGACAACCCAUCUACAUCUCUUUACCGCACUUCCUUUACGGUAGUCCUUCUCUGCUGGAUUCCAUAAAGGGGCUUCAACCCAUUUUGGAAGAACACAAGACCUACCUGGAUGUGGAACCUAUGACUGGAAUUACUCUGGGAUUUGCCAAGAGAAUCCAGGUGAACAUGAUGUACGGACCGUCAAAAGUCAUCACGGUAUUGAAGAAAAUUAACGAGACUACAAUUUUCCCUCUGGUCUGGAUGAACGAGACGGCCGAACUGGACGACGAGUCGGCCGCCAUGCUGAAGAUGGCGCUGGUGGACUCGAUGACGAUGUUGGACGUGAUCCGAAAACUCCUGUUGGGUGUGGGCUUGUUCAUCUUUACUCUCUGCCUGAUUUUGUACAUCGUCGUCAGGUGCAAGGAAAAGCAGACCGUCUGACCCCGCUGUUGUGAUACGGACUUAUUAUUUAUCAUUUCCUCUUCAAUAGUAAUACUGUGAUUUUUGUAAAGCUUCAACUUCUUGUCAAUCAGGGAUUUCGAGCCUUCCGGGAAAGCAAUUUCAAGGCGCGCUAAUUAUGUUGAUUUGUGUUUUUCCCGCUUCAAAAGGAAUAAAAGCACAAGUAGAGCUUGACAUUUUUUUCACCCU
This is a messenger RNA of Corythoichthys intestinalis (scribbled pipefish), 2418 nucleotides long. RefSeq names its product CD36 molecule (CD36 blood group) (gene cd36). The record is from RefSeq and is a predicted model, not a curated record. Gene Ontology annotation, cellular component: cytoplasm; caveola; plasma membrane. Gene Ontology annotation, molecular function: low-density lipoprotein particle receptor activity; low-density lipoprotein particle binding; scavenger receptor activity. The transcript is spliced from 12 exons. Bases 808 to 2211 code for a protein of 467 amino acids. Gene Ontology annotation, biological process: long-chain fatty acid import into cell; lipid storage; amyloid-beta clearance by cellular catabolic process. NCBI's taxonomy places the organism in Eukaryota, Metazoa, Chordata, Actinopteri, Syngnathiformes, Syngnathidae.